Molecule: messenger RNA, 1386 nt
Organism: Frankliniella occidentalis (western flower thrips)
Lineage: Eukaryota; Metazoa; Arthropoda; Insecta; Thysanoptera; Thripidae
Product: WD repeat-containing protein 7-like
Exons: 2
Cellular component (GO): cytoplasm
Source: RefSeq, a predicted model, not a curated record
UCCUUGCGGUCGAUGUUGCAGAUGCGUCAGAGGAGGCGAUCAACAAGCCCCGCAACGUGGCCUUCCUGGAGACCAACAUCACGAUGGAGAUCGCCCAGCUGCUGCUGUCCCUGCUGCACGCGUGGGGCAUGGAGCCGGAGCUGGACCGCGUGUGCGAGACCAAGCUGGGCUUGCUCCGUCCCAUGGUGCCGGUGUCGUUCGGCGUCAUCUCUAAGGGAGGCUACAUGAGCCUGCUGCUGCCCACGUGGAAGCCCAAGAUCCCGGACGGCACCGCGGACCCCGUCGCCGCCGUCGUGUCGGCCUCGCCGACGCCUCCCCCGCGGCCGCCGCCGCCCUCGCAGGCGUCGCUUUCGGGCCACCAGCACCAGCCGCCGCCCGGGCCGGCGCCGUCGCAGGCGCAGAUGGUGGCUCCGCCGCCGGGGCCGGCGCGCAAGUCCAUCGAGUCGGAGCUGCCGCGCGAGAUGGUGCAGCUGGAGCGGCUCACGAGGCUCUUCACGGCGCGCACGCACUGGGAGCUCUCCACCACGCUCACCACCAACCACCUGCUGGCCACCAUCUCGCUGGCCUACACGCUCAUGUCGAUGAACAACGCCACGUUCGUGACGGAGCAGGAGCGCAGUCGCAUCCUGCACCGUCAGAGCACGCGCACGGCCAUGACGACGUGGAGCCGUGCUGAGGAGGAGACGGAGGAGCAGUUCACGGCGCAGCAGGCGCACAUCAAGCAGGGCUGGUCGCGGCUCGCCACGCUGCACUGCGUGCAGCUGCCCGACAAGGUGACGACGGCCGGCAGCCGCGCCUUCAAGCGGCCGCAGGUGGAGAUGAUGGCGCGCCGCUGGCAGCACCACUGCCUGGAGGUGCGGCAGGCCGCGCAGGCGCUGCUGUUGGCCGAGCUGGAGCGCCUGGGCCCCAAGGGCCGCAAGGCGCUGGUCGACAGCUGGGCGCCCUUCCUGCCCAUGUACGCCGCGGCCGAGCAGCAGGCGGGCGGCGCGCACCAGGGUGGCCCCGGGGCCGGCGGCGCUGACAGCCCCGGCAGCCAGGGCCACAGCAGCCCGCCGCAGCACCCGGACACGCCCGACUACGCCGAGGAGGAGGAGGAGGGCGCCGAGGAGCUGUGCGUGCGCAAGCCGUCCAGCGCGGCCGAGCUGAAGCGGAAGCAGACGACGGCCGUGGUGCUGCUCGGGGUGAUCGGCGCCGAGUUCGGCCAGGACAUGGGGCAGGAGCCGGUGAGCGCGGCGCCCACCCCCACGGCCAGCAGCGGCCCGACGCUCACGGCCGCGCCCCCGGCCCCGGCCAACAACAAGCGCCGCUCCAGCACGGAUGUGCGCAGGAAGAGCUCCGUCGUGGAGGGCUUCGGCCUGGGCAACAACAACCUGGCGCGCCUCACGA